AUGAAGUCGUUCAAGGCGGAAGUGUUGAAGGCGGUGACGGAGGCCACACAGCAGUCGUUUGUUGCGUCCGAGUUAAAGCUCAUGACCGAGGUGAUCGGCAAUGUGGUGGCUGGUCGGCGUGGGUCGUCGCCGUCGGCCAAUGACGCCGAUCCCGCGGCGCGAAGGGAGGCCGACAAGCAGGGCCAGAAAAGGGCGGGCGGCGGAGAGGACGCGACGAGCGUGAAGCGGAGCAAGGUGGGGCCAGGCGGCUCGCGGACUGGAGGUCAGAGCGUGGUCGACCAGCUCAAGAAGAACGGGGCCAAGGUGAUAAGGUCGCACAGCAAGGGCGAUGGAAUCGGGAGUGCAGAUGGGGGCCCUGCCGACGAGGUUGCCGCUCAAGACGAUGGACCAACAGCCUCGCCCUUGGUCGCCGACAAGGAGAUCCCACCCGCUCAGACGGCGAAAGAUGGCGGCGCCAGAACCGUCAAGGGACCGUCUGUCGAGGUGGCGGGGACCACGUCGAUUCCCCGUAAACCCCCUGCGGCUAGCAGCGCGCCUGUCGGCCCGUCAGCCGCCAACAACGAUGGGCCGGCCCUUGCGGCUACUCCAGCUCCAGCAGGCCCGUCUGCCGCCAAGGGCGACGCGAAGGAUGCCACUAAGGAGCCCGCAGCGGCGAACGCGCUCAGGGAAAUGCUCCACCGCAUGGAGGCCCAUCGCCGGGACGUGCAGCAGCCUCCCUUGGUCGACGCCGCCCCCGCCGAAACUGCACGUCCUUCGGUCACUCCGCAUGUCGCCGCCUCAGCAUCCAUAGCCCCACCUACAGCGCCUCUGCUCGCCGACCGUCCUCCAGCGGACCCAAAGUCCGCAUUGCUUCGCGCCCGGUUAGGCGCACGUAGUGCGGCAGCGCCAACACGGACUCAGCCGGAAGCCGGCUCAAGCGCGACGCCGACGUCGGUAAACGUGGCUGCACCCACACCCGGUGCAGCUGUUGUCGAUGCGGCGGCGGAGAAGGGCGUGAGGGCAGCGCUAGCCACCGGCGGAGCCGUUGCCCCUGCACAGGCGGCGAAAGGCCAAAACGACGCCGAAAUCACUGCCAUACAUGACCUCUCAGGAGAUGCGCACCACGACGCGCUCUUGCCGGCGAUCUGGUUCCCCGUCGUCGCCGACACGAAGGAAGGCCAGGAGAAGGCGGAUGCUAUGAUGUCGGCCAUGAUUGCCCGCGUGUCCAUGUGCGCUGCGUAUGGGAAGAACGACGACGCCGAGGUGGUCGAUGCUGUGGGCAAAGGGAAGGCGGCGGCGAUGGUGGUCGGUGCGAGCGAGAUGACCGCCGAUGUCUUCUUGAAGGUCAUGCAGGCGGUGCUGGAUGUCAAGAUCGACAGGGAGCAACCCCUCGGGGAGGUUGCGCACAACGUCGCGCCGGCGCUGCAGAGUUCCGCUCUGCAAAGGGCCUAUCCGGGGGUGGAGGUCAAAGUCGAAGCCGCCGUGAUGGCUAGAGCGAUGGUGGAGACCAUGGCGUUCUGGGGAAUGUGCCCCGUCGCCGGGCCGAAACUGGAAGAGACCGGCAUCGCGGUGCCGUGUGACGCGCAGAUGGAGCACGACUUUAAAGAGAGGGGGAGGAAGGGGCAGAGGGGCAAGCAGGGCAAGAGCAGCACGGGGAAGAAGGGGAAGAAGGGCAGGAAGGGCAAGGACAGCACGGCGGCGUAG
Molecule: messenger RNA, 1683 nt
Organism: Closterium sp. Naga37s-1
Lineage: Eukaryota; Viridiplantae; Streptophyta; Zygnematophyceae; Desmidiales; Closteriaceae
Source: the annotation of a GenBank genome assembly